Messenger RNA from Prorocentrum cordatum, 205 nucleotides. Lineage: Eukaryota; Dinophyceae; Prorocentrales; Prorocentraceae. The record is from the annotation of a GenBank genome assembly.
GAGGCGGCCGCGCGCGCCCCUGCGCCUGGCGGAGCGGCUCGGCGCGCAGCGCGGCAGGGUGGCGGCCUGCGCCUCGCAAGGUUCCGACUUUGGCAACGACAUCAAGGUGGGGCUGAGCGGCUUUCUCGACGACGCCACGAAGCCCUUCAGGGACGUGCAGGAGGCUGCGCGGCAGGCGUCCAGCAACAUCCAGAAAGCGGCCAAG